Messenger RNA from Salvelinus fontinalis (brook trout), 4992 nucleotides. RefSeq names its product potassium voltage-gated channel subfamily D member 3-like. The transcript is spliced from 8 exons. The coding region runs from base 447 to 2432 and encodes 661 amino acids. Lineage: Eukaryota; Metazoa; Chordata; Actinopteri; Salmoniformes; Salmonidae. Gene Ontology annotation, cellular component: neuronal cell body; voltage-gated potassium channel complex; membrane. Gene Ontology annotation, molecular function: A-type (transient outward) potassium channel activity; protein binding. Gene Ontology annotation, biological process: protein homooligomerization; potassium ion export across plasma membrane. The record is from RefSeq and is a predicted model, not a curated record.
GCCUAUGCGCACGAUAGAGUAAGAGAGAGCGAGAGAGAGAGAGAUUACGGAGUCUGACUCAUGUCCAUCACCCACUUUUCUAGUCAUCAUCACAGUCAUGAGGUAGGUGUGAAUAUCAUCCUGAAGGUGGUGAAUCUGUGCUGUCUGUCCAAACCGCAGGUGCAUCAAGAUGCAGGUGUGGUUUAAAGAACAGACUUUAAGGUUUUAGUGAAUUUCAUCAACACGUUUACGAUCGUUCAACGCAUCGAUAUCCCCAUCUCGUGUUCAUCUAUGCUUGUUUCGCCCAUUCGCACAGAGGUCCUUUGUCAAUGCGCCUUUCAAUUUCUGUAGCUUUUCCCCAGAGGAGUUAUUUUGCUGGAGGAUCGCGCAUUGAAAUUGUUUGGAUCUUUCCUUGUUUGGAGAUGACAGGUCAUUUUAAGGCAAGCGGGAAACCAGAGUGAGUUGCCAUGGCGGCAGGAGUGGCUGCAUGGCUUCCCUUCGCCCGGGCAGCAGCUAUUGGCUGGAUGCCUGUGGCCAACUGCCCCAUGCCUAUCGCUCCUAGAGACCAAACAAAGAGACAUGAUGAGCUGAUCAUCCUGAAUGUGAGUGGACGACGCUUCCAGACCUGGAGGACCACACUGGACCGCUACCCAGACACCCUGCUGGGCAGCUCAGAGAAACAGUUUUUUUACGAUGAGGAGACCAAAGAGUAUUUUUUCGACCGGGACCCAGACUCCUUCCGUAGCAUUCUCAACUUCUAUCGGACGGGCAAGCUGCACUAUCCACGCUAUGAGUGCAUCUCAGCCUACGACGAAGAGCUAACCUUCUUUGGCAUCAUCCCGGAGAUCAUCGGUGACUGCUGCUAUGAAGAGUACAAAGAUCGGAAGCGGGAGAAUGCUGAACGUCUCCAGGACGACCAGGAUGACAACAAGGACUGCAAGCUGCCCAACAUGACAUACAGAGAGACCAUGUGGAGGGCCUUUGAGAACCCUCACACCUCCACCAUGGCCCUGGUGUUCUACUACGUCACCGGCUUCUUCAUUGCCAUCUCAGUCCUCACCAACGUGAUAGAGACUGUUCCGUGCGGUGCCACGCCUUCCCAGAAGGACAUGCCAUGUGGCGAGCGCUACACCGUAGCCUUCUUCUGCAUGGACACGGCCUGCGUCCUCAUCUUCACCAUAGAGUACCUCAUGAGACUGUUUGCCGCGCCCAGCCGCUAUCAAUUCAUGCGCAGCGUGAUGAGCAUCAUCGACGUGGUGGCCAUCUUUCCCUACUACAUCGGCCUGGUGAUGACAGACAACGAGGAUGUGAGCGGAGCCUUCGUCACGCUCCGUGUGUUCCGUGUGUUCCGCAUCUUCAAGUUCUCCCGCCACUCGCAGGGCCUCAGGAUCCUGGGGUACACGCUGAAGAGCUGCGCCUCCGAGCUGGGCUUCCUCCUCUUCUCCCUCACUAUGGCCAUCAUCAUCUUCGCCACCGUCAUGUUUUACGCAGAGAAGGGGUCGUCGUCGACCAAGUUCACCAGCAUCCCAGCCUCCUUCUGGUACACCAUUGUCACAAUGACCACGUUGGGUUACGGGGACAUGGUGCCCAAGACGAUCGCAGGGAAGAUCUUUGGUUCUAUCUGUUCUCUGAGCGGGGUGCUGGUAAUCGCCCUGCCUGUUCCCGUCAUCGUGUCCAACUUUAGCCGCAUCUAUCACCAGAACCAGAGAGCUGACAAGCGGCGUGCUCAGAAGGUACAGAAAGCCAGACUGGCCCGGAUAAGAAUAGCCCAGGCGGGCAGCUCCUGCACGGGCUUCCUCCAGAGCAAACGAAACGACCUCCUCAACGACCUGCUGGAGCUCACGCAACAACCUUACAAGCAAAACAAUAUCCACGAGGGCUCAGACGAGGAGGAACUGCUGCUCAGCAAGAGCAUGUCAUUAUUAGAGAGUCAACACCACCAUCUAUUGCACUGUCUGGAGAAGACCACUGCCCAUGAGUUUAUGGAUGAGCAGCUGUAUGAACAGAACUGUCUGGAGACCACGGUCCAGAGCUACACCUCCCGUAGCCCCUCCCUCUCCAGCCAGGACAGGCCCAUAGGCACCUGCUGUACCCGCCGGGUGAAGAGGAGUUCCCCCCUGCCCAACUCCAGCAUGCCCCUCCAGCCCAGCCAUCAGCAUGGGCCGCUACAGGAGCUCAGCGCCCCCCGCAUCCAGUGUGGGGACAAGCUGCCACGCACCACCAGUCGCUCUAGUCUCAACUUGAAGACAGACGAGGUGGGUCUGUUCAACUGCAAGGGCGGUCAUAUCACCACAGCGAUCAUCAGCAUCCCCACGCCCCACUCUGCCACCCCGGACGGGGACGGUCUUCACGGACCCCCCCAGCGCAGACCCCCCCCUCCCCCCACCGGCCCAGAGGCCGCCAGUAUUAACACCACAGCCAGCUCCACUGUCUUCAAAGUGUCCGCUCUGUGACUGUGUGACUGACCCACUCAACAGACUGACUGAGCAGGAGGAGAGGUGAAGAGAGGCUUUCACUAGAACUCUACCUUGAAGGACCCCUGUCGCCCGUUUCAGAGAUAGAGACAUGGGAGAGAACUCCUCGUGUACCAAGGAGUUUACAGCCUUUUAGGCAGCAAAGGGAUAGGCUAUACUGAGUGAAAUGCUGCAAGGCAGCUGAUGGUACAGUUGGCUACGAUGUGCGCAUUUUCCUAAAAGGGGCCAGUAUGUGUGCAUUUUGGGAUUAUGACAGGACAAAGGAAGUCACUGUGUCCUUGUGCACUUCGCACCUACAUAUUAUUGUUUUGAUCUGCCUACAGCUAAACCCUGAAUGUCUGAAAGAUGAGGAUGAAGACACCUAUCAAUGUUUUAACUCUAGGUUUGUUAGGUCUUCUUUAUGUUUUGUGUUGUCUUAUCUAUUUUCACUGUGUGUGUGUGUGUGUGUGUGUGUGUGUGUGUGUGUGUGUGUGUGUGUGUGUGUGUGUGUGUGUGUGUGUGUGUGUGUGUGUGUGUGUGUGUGUGUGUGUGUGUGUGUGUGUGUGUGUGUGUGUGUGUGUGUGUGUGCGUGUGUGCGCGUGCGCGUGCGCGCGUGUGCGUGUGUGUGUUUGUGUGUGUGUGUGUGAUACUUUUAUGAAAUGUUCAUAUUUUAGUGGGUUAUAACCUUACAUUUCCAUCUAUCCACAAUGUCCUUAAAAUCUAAACAACAUAAAUGCCUACUAGUACUCUGACAAAUGUUCCAUCAGACACGCUACAGUAUUGCUGCUUUCCCAAAUCUGUCUCUCUCUCGCUAUCACCCUGUCUCUCUCUCUCCCUUGCUCUCACUCUCUCUCUCUCAAUUUCAAUUUAAGGGGUCGUUAUUGGCAUGGGAAACAUAUGUUUACAUUGCCAAAGCAAGUGAAAUGGAUAAACAAAAGUGAAAUAAACAAUAAAAAGUGAACCGUAAAUAUUGCCCUCACACAAGUUCUCUCUCUCUGUCUCUCUCUCUCUGUCUCUCACUAUCACUCCCUCUAUGGCUCUCUCUAUAUCUCUAUCUCUCCCUCGCUCUUACUCUCUCUUUCUCUCCUUUGCUCUCUCUCUCUGUCUCACUCUUUCUCUUCCAAACUGUCUUCAUUUUUAAGACUUUAGCAGUUUAGUUGUUGUUGUUUCAGUUCAGUGGAAGACUGAAGUGGUAUAAUCACCAUGGCAACGAUGAAUGUCCAUGUCAAUGCCCUACUAUGAUGUGAACCGGCUUCCUCUACAUGUUACAUGAACUGUUGUCCAUUGGAGGUCCAUGCUGUAGGUGCCUGGUGUUUCGGAAUAGCUUGUGACUUGUCAAGAUGUGCUACAGUAAAAUUAUAACAGAUUAACAAGUAUUUUGUUUUCGUUUUUUGUGUAAAUUAUUAUUUUACUCUGUAGGUUUUUGAAUAAUGAAAAUGAAAAUACCAUGUUGCAUUCAAGGUAUGUGUAUGUUUUUGUAUUGACUUUGUGUACUCAGCCAUGUGGUAGACAGAGGUAAGGACAUACUGGUAUAAAAUCCCCACCUAAUCCAUUGUUGUGAGUCAAUGUGUAAUGUGAUGUUAAAAAUAGAUGUUUUAACAUGUUGACCAUGUCACGUGAAAAGAUGAGUAAAAUUCAUAUCAAUGGGUUACUACAAACACCUAUCGAUUGGAGGGUGGUUCCUAAUUUCCUAAAUCCUAAUUUGUCUCCGUACUGAUUGAGGCCUUGUCACAUUUACCACACCCUUUAAAGAACGCUGCUCACUCAUCUGGUUAACAACUGGGUCCAUGAUGUGUAAUGUGUAGGAGUUUUUCCUGGCCAUAUGAGCUGACCAGGGUCAUGCUGACCAGGCUGACCAAGGGCUCUGUUCAGGGUGUAUCGCUGAAGUGUUAAAAGAUUGCCCACUGUGAAAGUCAUUUCCGAUUGAGCCGACAUGCAGCGUUUACCGUGAAUGAAGUCUCCACAAACUUUGCCUUUAGUUGUCAAUCGCGCUAUAAAGCUGAACUUCCGCGAUACGGAUUGAAUAGAGCCCAAGUUAUAGUCUAUGACUAGGGCAUGGAGUUUUUCAUUUGCCCUAGUAAUGUGAAUUCAACAGUAGACCUAGUACACAUUCUGUGUACUGUUUCAUGCUUAGCGAGGUCAUCGAGAAUACAAAGCUAACCUCUACAGAAAACAGUGAUGAAGUCUCAUUCCUGUCUUGUGAUGGGAAGAUAAUGGACACAUUUAUCCACCUGAGACGGAAUGGAAAAGGCCGCUUGUCAAAAAGUCUUUGUGUUGUCGUUUGUUUCCUACUUUUAGCCUCCUUAGGUUUAUUAUUUAAUCAGGUCUGCUUUGUAUUCUCUGUUUUUCUGUCUGCUUUGUAUUCUCUGUUUUUCUGUCUGCUUUGUAUUCUCUGUUUUUCUGUCUGCUCCGUAUUCUCAGUUUUUCUGUCUGCUUUUGUAUUCUCUGUUUUUCUGUCUGCUCCAUAUUAUCUGUCCGAUGGUGUUUAUCAUGUGACUUUGUCUGUGUCAUAAUGACUAUAAAGUAGUGUCAGAUAAAGAUGUUUCAUCUGCCACCCAAA